Messenger RNA from Emericellopsis atlantica, 760 nucleotides. RefSeq lists its product as uncharacterized. Lineage: Eukaryota; Fungi; Ascomycota; Sordariomycetes; Hypocreales; Bionectriaceae. The transcript is spliced from 2 exons. The coding region runs from base 136 to 558 and encodes 140 amino acids. The record is from RefSeq and is a predicted model, not a curated record.
GCGUGUGCACAGCUAAUAUCUCACUGUCUAGAGCUGCCAAGCAUUUUGAAUGCCAAUGCAACUGUUAGUGGUUGGUUUUCAAUGUGCAUGUCCAAUGAAGCGUUCAAGACUUUUGACGCCUUCAGUGCGUGACGAAUGUCGACGACGAAGGCGGUCGUGGUGACCAUCAAAUCCCGGAAACAGUCACAGUCUAGCACCCAAACAAUUCACCAUCAACAAAUUCUUCUCAACAUGGCGACCAAACACGAUAUCUUCAUGAGUAUCAAGCCCGCCCACAUGGAAAAUAUCGCAUCCGGUCUCAAGAACCACGAGUAUCGAAAAUACAAACUCCCCGAUGAAGUGCGCCGCAUCUGGUUCUACACAACCGCACCAACAUCCGCCGUCUGCUACAUAGCAGAAGUCUCCUGCGCGAAAGAGCCCGGAGAAGUACCAGAGAAUGGUGGCAUCGGCAACGCAGACUUCAAUGCUGACCGGUAUGAGAUUGCAGACCAGCGCAAAAUCGAAACGAAGCCAAGUUCAGCCAUACACGAAGGUACACAGAAGACGCGACCUUCUUGAUUAUCAUCAGUCCUGUCUCAAGCCUGCAGGGUAGACGUGUCGAGUCACUUGCCGAUCUCCCACCUAUAGAUUCGGCACCUGCUCACCUCGUACCGAAACACUUUGCCACGCCAGUGACGACUCGCAGCCUCACAAGUCACGCCCAUCAACAGUCAACACAUACGCAACUUCGUCAAGCUGGGGAGGCGCCUGCUCGGGUACU